Molecule: messenger RNA, 6281 nt
Organism: Syngnathus typhle (broad-nosed pipefish)
Lineage: Eukaryota; Metazoa; Chordata; Actinopteri; Syngnathiformes; Syngnathidae
Gene: uggt2
Product: UDP-glucose glycoprotein glucosyltransferase 2
Exons: 39
Coding region: 495-5066 (1523 amino acids)
Cellular component (GO): endoplasmic reticulum
Molecular function (GO): UDP-glucose:glycoprotein glucosyltransferase activity
Source: RefSeq, a predicted model, not a curated record
GUUGCUAGCAUACAUCUAUGGUUGCUAAUAGAUGCCUAAAAAUAGACAGCGAACGUCAUUCUCUUCCGUACGGUAGCGGUCAGGAUCAAUAACGUGGAGAGGGACGGAUACACAGCGAUCAGUAGGAUGAUGGCUAUAACGUCCAACUUUGUCACAAUGUGUUUGUAGUUGGCAACUUUAAUCACUGCUCAUUUUGUAUUUUCGUCAUUACAAUUGGUUAAAGUUGGAAUUACUCAACUUGAGUGUACUAAGAGUUGUCUGGUUCGGUGCUGUGAGUCUAUUUAGGCUGUUUCGCUCCGACUGCAGUUGUGAUCUUCUUCGGCACUUUCACUAAAAUGACUGAACGUGUUUGACAUCUAACUGAGUUGGGGCUGUCACUUCAGUAACUACGUGGCACAAGACCGACUAACUGUUACCAAUCGACACACGUGGAAGCUGUGCUGGACUGGACCGCUUGCUCUCUAUGCAGUUUCAUACAAUUUGAUGUUAACACAAUGAAGAUGAGGACCAUUAUCCUGCAGCCCCUGCUGCUACUCAUGAUCAUGCAACACACUGCAUCUGCAUCCAAAGGCGUCACUGCAAGUCUUAAAGCCAAGUGGCAUGCGACUCCUUACCUUUUGGAGACAAGUGAGUUUAUUGGAGAGGAUGGCAAUGAGAAAUUCUGGCAAUUUGUCGACACUGUGAAAGAGCUCACCGCUUACAAGCAAGGAGAUUCUCUCCGCACAUACUACAACCUUAUCAUUAAAAAAGCCAACCAGUUUCUCACGGGUCUUCAAGUGAACUUGUUGAAAUUCGCUCUUUCGCUGCGUUUCUACUUGCCAGCUGUUCACGCCUUCCAGCAGAUAGCCAGCGAUGAACCGCCACCUGAGGCUUGUUCAGCUUUUGUCUCCAUUCACGGCCAACAUAGUUGCAGUCCAAAGAGCAUCAAGAAGCUUCUGAAGGCAGCUGCAGGCAGGCCCCAUCCGUAUUUGUACAAGAAUGAUCACAUAUAUCCCGGGGCUAAUAAAACAGACGUCCCAGUCGUGAUCCUGUAUGCUGAGAUCGGUACCAAGGAAUUCACCACCUUUCAUACCGUGCUAUCAGAGAAGGCCGACGGGGGCGCUCUCGCGUAUGUGCUGCGGCAUUUUGUGGCGGCUCCAAAGCAACAGAAGAUCCUUUUAUCGGGCUACGGCGUGGAGUUGGCGAUAAAAAGCACAGAGUAUAAAGCAGUGGACGACACCCAAGUCAAUGACACAAAGACAAUCAUACAGGAGGAGGAAGAUGAUAAUGAUGAAAUCCAAGGAUUUUCUUUUGGAACAUUGAAGAAAUCCUAUCCUGAACUCAAGGAGCAACUUGGCGAACUUCGCAAACAUCUACUUGAUAGUACCAACGAUAUGGCCCCUCUCAAAGUGUGGGAGCUGCAAGAUCUCAGCUUCCAAGCGGCUGCCAGAGUGCUGUCUGCAACAAAGUUUGACGCUUUGAAGGUCAUGCGAGACCUCAGUCAAAAUUUUCCACGCAAGGCAAGAUCACUGACAAGAGUGGCUGUAAAGCACGAGAUGAGAAAAGAAAUUGAGGAGAACCAAAAGCAUCUGAGUGAGACUAUUGGUGUUCACCCAGGAGACAGUGAGCUCUUCAUAAAUGGUCUGCAUAUUGAUCUGGAUGUUCACGACCCUUUUAGCAUUUUGGAGAUCCUCAGAGGCGAGGCCAAGGUCUUGGAAGGUCUACACAGCCUGGGUGUAAAAGUAGAGCGUCAGGGCACGCUGCUGAGAUUGCCUGUGGACCAUGCGGCAGACAACUAUGCCUUAAAUAUCAGACAUCCAGCUAUAAUGUGGCUGAACGACAUUGAGAAGGACCCGAUGUACAGCAGCUGGCCAGCGGGAUUCCAGGAGCUGCUGAGAACCACUUUUCCAGGAGUCAUCCGACAAAUCAGACGCAAUUUCUUCAACCUGGUUCUGUUCCUCGAUCCGGUUGAGGCGAAAAGUGUCGAGCUGGUGAAACUUGCCGGGCUGUUCUACAAACACAAGAUCCCCCUGAGAAUUGGAUAUGUGUUUGUUGUCAACGCCCAAGAUGAGAUUGAUGGCUUCGCGGAUGCGGGGGUUGGCUUUUACCGACUCCUGAAUUACAUCGCGGACGAGUAUGAUUUAUCCCAGGCCCUGAUAUCCAUGGCCUCGUUGUACAACCGAGUCAAGGACGGGGACACAUUGACGACUGACACAAUCACUGCUUUCCUGAAGAGCAAAUUCCCUAAAGCCAGCGCUGAAAGGAUUCUAGGUGCUAAAUCGGAGUAUGAUGAAGGAAGGAAGGACGGCACCCUCUUUUACAGAAAGAGUGGCCUCGGUGCCCUUCCGCUGGCGUUAUUUAACGGCGUCCCCCUGAGCCCAGUUGAGAUGGAACCGGAUGAACUGGAGAGCGUCAUCCUGCAACACAUAAUGGACUCCACCAGCGCCUUCCAGAAAGCUGUUUUCAUGGGUCACUUGACUGAGGGAACAGAUGUGAUGGAUUAUCUCAUGGAGCAAGCCAAUGUGGUACCCAGAAUGAAUCCACUCAUUCUAAGUACAGAGCGGAAGUACUUAGACUUCACUUCUUCUCCAGUUGUAAGUGACUGGGAUGAUGCAACAAUGUUUUCAUUCCUGGACUCCAGAGACAGGACUGCUGUGAUGGCUAAGAGAAUGAAAUACCUGACUAACAAUGAUGAGGACGGCAUGAGCGCCGUGACCAUGUGGAUUGUCGGAGAUUUCCAGAAACCCUCGGGAAGAAAACUGCUGCACGCUGCUCUUAAACAUUUGAAAACCAGCCCCGGAGUGCGUGUGGGGGUGAUGGAUAAUCCCGGCGAAAGGCCCAACGAAGAUAACACGGCCGUGUACCGGGCUAUCUGGGCUUCACUCCUCACCCAAAAGAAUAAAGCUGCAGCUGAGUUUGUGCAAAAACUUGCAAGCGAGGAAAGUCACCAACUACUCCAGCAGGGGACCAAGAUGAAGGACUUGCUGCUGCAGGGCAUGGACACAGACGCCUUUGAGAAGAAGUUCAACACACUACAAAUAGAUUUUGUCCGCAGUCAACGGCUCUUCUGCCGGGAUGUCCUAAAACUGAGUCCGGGACAGAGGGCAGUCAUCAGCAAUGGCAGGAUCCUCGGACCACUCGAGGAGCACCAGGAAUUCACUGCAGAGGAUUUCCAAUUGCUGGAAAAGAUUACACGGAGCAGCUCUGCCGAGAAAGUCAAAGCCCAAGUUAAACUGAUGGGGAUGAAGCCAAAGCAUGCCAGCGACCUGGUCAUGAAGGUUGACGCGUUGUUGGCCGCAGCCCCCAAGAGAGAGCUCCGAAGGGAUGUCAACUUUCUCAAAGAGAGCCACAGCGUGUUGCAGCUCUCACCCCGUGAAAACGAAGUGUUCUAUGAUGUGGUGGCCAUCGUUGACCCACUCACCAGGGCAGCGCAGAAGAUGUCCCCCCUGCUGAUUGUGCUCAGUCAAGUGGUCAACUUAAGGCUGCGGUUGUUCACCAACUGCCGGGCCAAGUUGUCCGAGUUGCCCCUCAAGAGCUUUUACUCUUAUGUAUUGGAGUCUGAUGUCACCUUUUUGGCCAACGACUCAGCAUCUCCCGGUCCGGUGGCCCGCUUCACUGAGCUUCCCGAAUCUCCACUUCUCACCCUUAAUAUGAUCACACCCGAGGGAUGGAUGGUGCAGGCCCUCCGUAGCCCCCAUGACUUGGAUAACAUCCACCUUCAGGAGGUGAGCGGGAUCGUGACGGCAGAGUAUGAGCUGGAGCACCUCUUGCUCGAGGGUCACUGUUUCGACCUGUCGACCGGCCAGCCUCCCCGCGGACUACAGUUCACACUGGGCAUGAGUCGAGACCCUCUCAUGUAUGACACCAUCGUCAUGGCUAACCUGGGCUAUUUCCAACUGAAAGCCAAUCCUGGCGCCUGGCUGCUCAGACUGCGUAAAGGACGAUCGGAGGACAUCUAUCAGAUUCUGUCGCACGAUGGAACCGAUUCCCCAGGAGAUGACGGUGACGUUGUUGUCUUGCUGAAUAGUUUCCACAGUAAGAUUAUUAAAGUCAGGGUGCAGAAAAAGGCAGACAAGAUGAACGAGGAUCUUCUAAGUGAAACAAGCGAAAGCAAAGGCUUGUGGGACUCCAUAGCAAGCAUCGCAGGUGGAAGCCCCAAGAAGGAUGCUGGCGAAAAGAAGAAGGAGGAUGUUCUAAACAUAUUUUCAGUGGCCUCCGGUCAUCUGUACGAGCGCUUUCUGCGGAUCAUGAUGCUGUCCGUUCUCCGCCAUACCAAAACGCCUGUCAAGUUCUGGUUCCUCAAGAAUUAUCUCUCCCCUUCAUUCAAGGAGACCAUCUCCCACAUGGCAGACUCCUAUGGAUUCCAGUAUGAACUUGUUCAGUACAAGUGGCCACGCUGGCUCCACCAGCAGACCGAGAAGCAACGCAUCAUCUGGGGCUAUAAGAUCCUCUUCCUGGAUGUCCUCUUCCCCCUGGCUGUGGAUAAGAUCAUUUUUGUGGACGCCGAUCAAAUCGUUCGAGCAGAUCUAAAGGAGUUGCGAGAUCUGGACCUGGAGGGCGCUCCUUAUGGUUACACACCUUUUUGUGACAGCCGUACAGAGAUGGACGGCUAUCGAUUUUGGAAAAGCGGCUACUGGGCGUCACAUCUGGGACACAGGAAGUACCACAUCAGCGCGCUCUAUGUGGUCGAUUUGAAGAAGUUCCGCAAGGUUGCGGCUGGCGACAGACUGCGAGGACAGUACCAAGCUCUGAGCCAGGACCCAAAUAGUUUGUCAAACUUGGACCAGGACCUUCCCAACAACAUGAUUCAUCAGGUGGCCAUCAAGUCUCUCCCUCAGGAGUGGCUGUGGUGUGAGACGUGGUGUAAUGACGCCUCCAAAGUGGCAGCCAAGACCAUCGACCUGUGCAAUAAUCCCAAAACCAAAGAGCCCAAACUGACGGCAGCGGCGAGAAUCGUGCCCGAGUGGGUCGACUAUGACAAUGAAAUCAAGCAAUUGCUCAAGGGAAUCCAACAGCGGGAAAAUGUCAAGACGUCUAAACUGACGCGGUCGCAACAAAACGGAGGCCACAAGCGUGAUGAACUUUAGCAAACAGAUCAAGAGAGACACCUGACGAUUGCACGCUCACUGGCGAUGUUAUUUGGGAUUUGCCACGUGUGCUGCAGCAGUCAAUUAGCUCCAUCCACAACUGACGUGUUCAAAUAACCAAGAGGGACGUUGCUCCUGGCACACUUGGAAGCAUGAAGUAGAGUGAAGGAAAGGUAGGAAAUCAGGAUUGUGUUGGAAUACAUUGCACAGAAAUCCUGUCUAAUUAUUUAUCAUAAGAUUGUUUUUUUGUUUGUUUUUUUUAUUUAAUGCUGGAACAUGCUUGUCCAUUCAUCCGCAAUCAAACCGUCCGGUAUAUUGACCAUCAUAGUUCUUACAAAGUAUGGCAUCAGAAAACCACGACAAGAAAAAGAAGGAAAGUUAUGAGUAAUGUUGGCGAAUGCAUAUUUUUGAUUGACAUUUUCUGCAUGUUACGAGAAACAAAACAUCUAACAAACAAAACAAGUAUGAGAAGUAGUCUGUUUUCCAAAGGAAAAAAAACACACAAAAUAAACCUUUACAUUUUUUUAAUAUAAUUCUUUAUUUAGAAUGAAUCUUCAUACUUUCCCGUUUGCUAUUCAACACUAAAAAGUCCUUUCUAGUUGUUGCUUAGCAACAGCCCCUGCACAUAAAGAAUUUUAAAAGAUAUAGAUAUUGAUACCAAGGCACAUUGGUGUUUGUCCUUAACAUGCUUUUUAUCAUCUUUCCCUUAAUAAGUGGCUAGUUGGGAGUUUUUUUUAUGCAGUCCUUUAGAAGGACGCGUCUAUUCGAGAGGAGGCCUUUAUUUGUAGAUUUUUGUGUGGAUUUUUCGACAGUUGUUACUUAACGGUGGGAUCGCCAGCCAAUCACAGCGCUCAUGUCAAAGCAAAGCCAGUAUGUGCAAAACUAGCUCGCAUAAAAGAACUUGACAGGGUUACUGGUUUAUCAUGUUCAGUGUGUACUUUUCUAACUUAUUACGUUGCAUCUUUGUUACAUAUUGUCAUCUUGCUAAAAUAAUGGCCCAAGUCAUUUCAUCAGAAAACAAAACAGCCAAAUACGGAUAUUCAUUUCAUUUCAGAGGUACAAUUGUAUGAUCUCUUCAGGAUCAAGAGGCAAAAAAAAAGAAAAAUCUGAAUGCCGUUAUUUCAGAAGGUUUUGUUACUCAGUAUUAUGCUCUCAGGAAUGAAUAAUGUUUUUCAGCUUGGCCAAAGUCUUAAAUAAAACUGCAAGUGGUCCACA